This is a messenger RNA of Acromyrmex echinatior (Panamanian leafcutter ant), 977 nucleotides long. Its product is annotated as cilia- and flagella-associated protein 20. Lineage: Eukaryota; Metazoa; Arthropoda; Insecta; Hymenoptera; Formicidae. The record is from RefSeq and is a predicted model, not a curated record.
AAAAUAUAAAGGAAUUAAUAAUAAAUGCAAUCUAAAUUAAAUUUAUACUUGUAAUCUAAUAAUUUUGAGCUUGCUAUUCUGAGGUCUGACGUCCAAGAUGAAGCAUCGAUUACGUUAAUGUAUUCAUACGAAUAGUGUGGAACAAUGUAUCGAUCAAACAGUCGAUUAUAGCUUGAUCUUUUCUGUGCCGAUGGUGCCUUCAUUCCACUCCGGGAUUUAUUUAGCAUAGUUUUAUUAACUUAAGAUGGAAGAAGAUUUGACGAGAAAAUAGAGAGGUAACCUUGUCUUGGUAUAAGAAAAUUGUCAGAGCAGCAGGAUCCCAAACGAAUCCGAAAAUGUUCAAGAACACCUUCCAAAGUGGUUUUCUAUCCAUUCUGUACAGCAUUGGCAGCAAACCCCUGCAAAUCUGGGACAAGAAAGUGAGAAAUGGACAUAUCAAGAGGAUCACUGACAAUGAUAUUCAAAGCCUUGUCCUGGAGAUACUAGGCAGCAAUGUUAGCACAACAUAUAUCACGUGUCCUGCAGAUCCAAGGAAGACUUUGGGCAUAAAGUUGCCCUUUCUGGUGAUGAUUAUCAAGAAUCUAAAAAAGUAUUUCACAUUUGAGGUUCAGAUAAUUGAUGACAAAAAUGUACGUCGUAGAUUUCGUGCGAGUAAUUAUCAAUCAACAACGAGAGUGAAACCAUUUAUAUGUACAAUGCCAAUGAGACUGGACGAUGGAUGGAAUCAAAUACAAUUCAAUUUGGCUGACUUCACACGUCGUGCCUAUGGAACAAAUUAUGUAGAGACACUGAGGGUCCAAAUUCAUGCUAAUUGUAGGAUACGGCGAGUGUACUUUUCGGAUCGAUUAUAUUCAGAGGACGAAUUGCCGGCAGAAUUUAAAUUAUUCUUGCCUAUUCAAAAUAAGGCAAAAUGUUGAUAAUUAAUGAAGGAAAUGCGAGCAUCUUUAAUAAAAGAAAGAAAAGUUGUUCAAUUGAAA